Messenger RNA from Symphalangus syndactylus (siamang), 3155 nucleotides. RefSeq names its product striatin 3 (gene STRN3). NCBI's taxonomy places the organism in Eukaryota, Metazoa, Chordata, Mammalia, Primates, Hylobatidae. The record is from RefSeq and is a predicted model, not a curated record. Gene Ontology annotation, cellular component: dendrite. Gene Ontology annotation, molecular function: calmodulin binding; armadillo repeat domain binding; protein-containing complex binding.
UGACGGCCCUCUGCCUAUCCCCUUCCCAACUCUCCCCCAACCCCUCCCGCCGCGGCCCCCCCUUCCCCUAAAGUGAGUGAGUGAGACGGGCAGAUGGAGGAGGGACUGUAAUGGCGGCGGCCGGCAGCUCCCUGCUCUGACCCACGGCAGGCACACAGCAACGACCCCUUCCCCGCCCCUCUCCCGGCCGGCCUCCGCCCCGCAGCCAGCGCGGGGCCACCCUCUCCGGCCCUUCCCCCAGCUGUCGGUGUCUCGCCCUGCGCCCCGGCCGGGGCCCCACACACAAUGGACGAGCUUGCCGGAGGCGGUGGUGGCGGCCCGGGGAUGGCGGCCCCUCCCCGGCAGCAGCAGGGACCUGGGGGGAACCUGGGCCUUUCGCCCGGGGGGAACGGAGCGGCGGGCGGCGGGGCUCCUCCGGCCUCCGAGGGAGCGGGUUCCGCGGCAGGCCCCGAGCUGUCCCGGCCGCAGCAGUACACUAUCCCGGGGAUACUGCACUACAUCCAGCACGAGUGGGCUCGGUUCGAGAUGGAGCGGGCGCACUGGGAGGUGGAACGGGCCGAACUGCAGGCCCGGAUCGCAUUUCUACAAGGAGAAAGAAAAGGUCAAGAGAACCUGAAGAAGGACUUAGUAAGAAGAAUAAAGAUGUUAGAGUAUGCAUUAAAACAAGAAAGGGCAAAAUAUCACAAAUUAAAAUAUGGCACGGAACUGAACCAAGGUGACUUGAAAAUGCCAACCUUUGAGUCAGAAGAAACCAAAGACACAGAGGCUCCCACAGCACCUCAGAAUAGCCAGUUAACGUGGAAGCAAGGCAGACAGCUUUUAAGACAGUAUCUUCAGGAAGUAGGUUAUACAGAUACAAUAUUAGAUGUACGGUCUCAGCGGGUAAGGUCAUUGCUUGGACUAUCUAAUUCAGAACCAAAUGGAUCAGUAGAAACAAAGAAUUUAGAACAGAUCCUGAAUGGAGGUGAAUCUCCUAAGCAAAAGGGACAAGAAAUAAAAAGGUCCUCUGGUGAUGUUCUUGAGACGUUCAAUUUCUUAGAAAAUGCUGAUGACAGUGAUGAAGAUGAGGAAAAUGACAUGAUUGAAGGCAUCCCAGAAGGAAAAGACAAACAUCGGAUGAAUAAACACAAAAUAGGUAAUGAAGGUUUAGCUGCUGACCUAACUGACGAUCCUGAUACUGAGGAAGCACUGAAAGAAUUUGAUUUUUUAGUGACUGCUGAAGAUGGUGAAGGAGCUGGAGAAGCACGGAGUUCGGGGGAUGGCACAGAAUGGGAUAAAGAUGACCUCUCCCCAACUGCUGAGGUUUGGGAUGUAGACCAGGGACUAAUAAGUAAGCUGAAGGAACAGUACAAGAAGGAACGAAAGGGGAAGAAAGGGGUGAAGACUUUUGAGAAACUAGGAUUAGAGCAGGGAAGUUUCAUCAUUUCCUCAACUUGGCACUGUGUCACACUGAAGCUAUCUGGCUAUAGGGCCAACAGGACAAAACUCUACGACAUGAUAGCUGAUCUGGGAGAUGAUGAGCUGCCCCACAUCCCUUCAGGAAUCAUUAAUCAGUCUAGGUCAGCCUCUACUAGAAUGACUGAUCAUGAAGGUGCAAGAGCAGAGGAAGCUGAACCAAUAACGUUUCCAUCUGGAGGAGGCAAGUCAUUUAUUAUGGGUUCUGAUGAUGUUUUGUUAAGUGUACUGGGCCUUGGAGACCUUGCAGACUUGACGGUAACAAAUGAUGCAGACUAUAGUUAUGAUUUGCCUGCUAAUAAAGAUGCCUUUCGAAAGACAUGGAAUCCCAAGUAUACACUACGUAGCCAUUUUGAUGGAGUACGGGCAUUAGCUUUUCAUCCUGUAGAACCUGUGCUGGUUACUGCUUCUGAGGACCAUACCCUGAAACUUUGGAACCUGCAAAAAACAGUUCCUGCCAAAAAGAGUGCCUCUUUAGAUGUAGAGCCUAUCUACACAUUUAGGGCCCACAUUGGCCCUGUUCUGUCAUUAGCUAUUAGUUCUAAUGGAGAACAGUGUUUUAGUGGUGGUAUUGAUGCAACCAUCCAGUGGUGGAAUAUGCCGAGUCCCAGUGUGGAUCCAUAUGAUACAUAUGAGCCAAAUGUUCUAGCUGGCACUUUAGUUGGUCAUACAGAUGCAGUUUGGGGUCUUGCUUAUAGUGGCAUAAAAAAUCAAUUACUGUCUUGUUCAGCAGAUGGCACUGUUAGGUUAUGGAAUCCACAAGAAAAAUUGCCAUGUAUUUGCACUUACAAUGGAGAUAAAAAGCAUGGAAUACCUACAUCAGUUGACUUUAUAGGCUGUGAUCCAGCUCAUAUGGUAACCUCUUUCAACACUGGUAGUGCAGUAAUUUAUGAUUUAGAAACAUCACAGUCAUUGGUGAUACUUUCAUCACAUGUAGAUUCUGGUUUACAAUCUAAUAAUCAUAUCAACAGAGUAGUAAGUCAUCCCACACUUCCUGUUACAAUAACUGCUCAUGAAGAUAGACACAUCAAAUUUUUUGACAAUAAAACGGGUAAAAUGAUCCAUUCUAUGGUAGCUCACUUGGAUGCUGUUACAAGUCUAGCAGUAGAUCCUAAUGGAAUCUAUUUGAUGUCUGGAAGCCAUGACUGUUCCAUCAGAUUAUGGAAUUUAGACAGCAAGACAUGUGUGCAAGAAAUAACAGCUCACAGAAAGAAAUUGGAUGAAUCAAUUUAUGAUGUUGCUUUCCACCCGUCAAAAGCAUAUAUAGCUAGUGCAGGAGCUGAUGCCCUUGCCAAAGUAUUUGUAUGAAUCAACAAAAACUUGCAUCAUAACAAGAUUUGCUUGGACAGAAAGAGGGUCUGCAUCACUGCCAUCAAAAAGGUUACUGAUACGACACUACAUGUGAUCUGCCUGGUGAAGGCUAUUUGGGGCAGGCACAAAUUGGUGGAAAUCACAUCUUAAUGUCAAGCUCAUUAAGUUAACUGUAAUUACUGUAUUUUGUGGGACAAAGAAAAAAGGACUCCAGUAUUUGUGGCCUGUAAUGGAUAUGAACUGAGCGUAUAUCUGUUUUUAGGUGUCUUUAAGCCAAUGUGGAGUCUGAUCUUUCAAAAAAGUUUUUUUUUCUUUUCUUUUCUUUUUUUUUUUUUUUUUUUUUUUUUUUUUUUUUUUUUUUUUUUUUUUUUUUUUUUUUUUUUUUUGGA